AUGGCUUUGUCGGACCUUCCUCCCAAACCUCCGGACACGCCGGAUCUUCUUUGCUCUCGAUAUACAUUAUCGGUGCACUUAUUCGUUCAUCUUCUGCCUGAGAUUCUCAGAUCUAAUCGUUUAUCUUCACCGACGAGACUCAGCGGCAUCACCUCCACCUUCCUUGCUAGAGACAUGGUUUGGCUGCUUAACAGCCAUCCUUUAUCCUCCUUUGCUUAUCAUGACCAGCUAACCGGAGAUAUGGUUCCCACAAAUCUUACGAGCGUAGUAGGAUGCUUCUCCGAAGAUGUUUUCCGAAGGAUGGCCGUCACCACUGUUGAUUCCGACCCUGACGACAGUUCAAUGACAUGGGCCGCCUGGCCCAUUAUGCCAAUUAGGGCUUUCAAAGUCACAUGUCAACUCGACUCUAUUUCGAUCUUUCGGCAUUGCCGUGAUGGUCCUAUUGACGCAAGCGAGUUACGGCUCCAUUUUGCUGUCAAGUUAUCUUGA
This is a messenger RNA of Microthlaspi erraticum, 489 nucleotides long. Lineage: Eukaryota; Viridiplantae; Streptophyta; Magnoliopsida; Brassicales; Brassicaceae. The record is from the annotation of a GenBank genome assembly.